Diorhabda carinulata is the source of this 1182-nucleotide messenger RNA. RefSeq names its product microsomal glutathione S-transferase 1-like. NCBI's taxonomy places the organism in Eukaryota, Metazoa, Arthropoda, Insecta, Coleoptera, Chrysomelidae. Gene Ontology annotation, cellular component: membrane. The coding region runs from base 68 to 520 and encodes 150 amino acids. The transcript has 3 exons. The record is from RefSeq and is a predicted model, not a curated record.
UUGUUUAAAACGAUCGGUGUAGUUGUAGCAUUCGAACUAAAUAUUAAAUAUUUGGAAAUAAAAAAUUAUGGCAGAUACUAAAAUUAUAACAAUCGAUGAUCCAGUUCUAAGAACAUAUUUGUUUUAUUCAUCUAUACUAGCCUUAAAAAUGUUGGCCAUGUCACCAUUUACAGGAAUUAAACGAAUUUUAUAUAAGGUGUUUGUUAAUCCAGAAGAUGGAAAAAGCUUUGAUGCAGAACCAAAAACAGACGAACGUGUAGAAAGAAUCCGAAGAGCUCAUUUAAAUGAUCUGGAAAAUAUCCCUGUGUUCUUUAUUUGUGGACUUAUCUACACCCUUACAAAUCCAUCACCGAUAGCUGCAAAGGCAUUAUUCAUAACGUACACAAUUGCUAGAUUUGGUCAUACGUUUGUGUACACUAUAUACCCUCUUCCUCAACCAUCGAGAGUGAUAUGCUUUUUCACCGGCUUAAGCAUAACUGCAUAUAUGGCUAUCACUGGUUUUAUACACUUUAUAGCAUAAUAUUUGUGUUGAAAUAAAAUGAACGUUUCAUACAUUUAAUAAUUAUAAUAUUCAAUAUAUAAAAGAUCUUUAGUUCGGUUGUUGAAAAUAAAUUUUAUUUUAAUGUAACUGUAAAAUGUUUAAACUUUGUAAAGUCUAAAACAUGAUUUAGUUGAUAUUCUCUAACACAUUAUGUUUUACAUUUUGAAACUUUUUAUCGCUUUCUCAAAUUUUAUCGGGUUUUUCGCACCUAUUAUGUUGUACGAUAUUCUGUUCCAGUCUCACACCAUUUUAGACAUAAUAUUACGAAUUCAUCUCCGCCCUGGAGCCGGCUCUGCUUGGAUAUAGUAGAAUUCUAAAAUUUGGCAAAACCGCCGCCUUUGAUAAGUUUUUAUAGCAAGCGGUUUAUAUACAUUAUUUCUUUUUGAAUCAUUUCUAGGAAGGUCUAUUUACUUGUUUUGAUUCUUUAUUUUUCUAGUACUUUUUAAAUUCGUUUGAGAUGUAUAUAAAGAGUUUCUGUAGCGCAGUUUAGUUCAGUUUAUAAUAAAUAGUUGUAGUGAACAUAAAGAAUUAGCAAAGUAAUCGAAGAAUUUGAAUAAAUAAUUCAAGUUAGUUAAGUGAUAUUGAUAAGUGAAUUAUUAUAAGUUGCUGUAGUGUAUAGUGUAUAAAUAAAUUAAGAACUU